Messenger RNA from Bufo gargarizans (Asiatic toad), 438 nucleotides. RefSeq names its product E3 ubiquitin-protein ligase Mdm2-like. NCBI's taxonomy places the organism in Eukaryota, Metazoa, Chordata, Amphibia, Anura, Bufonidae. Gene Ontology annotation, molecular function: ubiquitin protein ligase activity. Gene Ontology annotation, cellular component: nucleus. Gene Ontology annotation, biological process: regulation of cell cycle; negative regulation of apoptotic process. The record is from RefSeq and is a predicted model, not a curated record. The transcript is spliced from 5 exons. The coding region runs from base 1 to 438 and encodes 145 amino acids.
AUGACAACAGAUGAAGUGACGCUGGUAAGACCAAAUGCUCUUCUGCUAAAUCUGUUACAAUCUGGUGGUGCCAAGAAGGAAACCUUUACAAUGAAAGAGGUGCUUCACCAUCUUGGUCAGUACAUUAUGGCCAAGCAGUUGUAUGACAAGAAGCAGCAGCACAUUGUCCACUGCUCUAAUGAUCCUCUCGGAGAACUAUUUGGGGUACAGAGCUUCUCUGUGAAAGAACCCAGGAGACUGUAUGCAAUGAUUUCCAAGAAUCUGGUAACUACUGAUUCAGAAGAAGAAAGUUCUUCAAAUGGUCAACCAUCAGAACCUCAGAGAGAGGGCCAGAAGUCAGACGGUGUCUCUUUAACCCUAGAUGAGAGCCUUUCAUGGUCGGUGAUAAGUGACUCUACAGACACCUCUUCUAAUGCAGUAAGUAAGGCUCCUAGAUGA